Messenger RNA from Propithecus coquereli (Coquerel's sifaka), 522 nucleotides. RefSeq names its product CD164 sialomucin-like 2 (gene CD164L2). The coding region runs from base 1 to 522 and encodes 173 amino acids. The transcript has 5 exons. The record is from RefSeq and is a predicted model, not a curated record. Lineage: Eukaryota; Metazoa; Chordata; Mammalia; Primates; Indriidae. Gene Ontology annotation, cellular component: cytoplasmic vesicle.
AUGGCCGCGCCGGGACCCCGCGCCUUGUGGGCUGCGCUCUGUGGCGGCUGCUGCUGCCUCCUCCUGUGUGCCCAGUUUGCUGUGGCUGGUAAAGGAGCUCGAGGCUUUGGGCGGGGAGCCCUGAUCCGCCUGAACAUCUGGCCAGCUGUUCAAGGAGGCUGCAAACAACUGGAGUUCUGUGAGCGUUGUGUGGAGGGAGACAGAGCACACAACCUCUCAGGCUGCGUGUGGGAGCAGUGUCAGCCAGAGGAGCCAGGACACUGUGUGGCUCCAGCUGAGGUGGCCAAGGAAGGUUGCUCUGUCUACAACCGUUCAGAGUCGUGUCCAGCUGCCCACCACCACCCCACCGAUGAACCGAAGACGAUCACAACAGGGAGCCCCUCAGUCCCUGAGGCCCACAGCCCUGGCUUUGAUGGGGCCAGCUUUAUCGGGGGCGUUGUGCUAGUGCUGAGCCUGCAGGCAGUGGCCUUCUUCGUGCUGCGCUUCCUCAAAGCCAAGGACAGCACCUACCAGACACUGUGA